CCGCCCUCGCCGCCGCCGCCGCCGCCGCCUCCCCCGAGCCUGCGGGCGGCGCCGAGGCCGAGGAGCGCUCGCUGCAGCGCAUGCUGCGCGCCAUAGCGGAGGAGCGCGGCCGUCUCAGCCUGCGCCGGGAGGUCUGCGGCCUCGGGUGCUUCAAGGAUGACCGCAUCGUCUUCUGGACGUGGAUGUUCUCUACCUACUUCAUGGAGAAGUGGGCGCCACGGCAGGACGACAUGCUUUUCUACGUGCGCCGGAAGCUGGCAUACGCGGGCAGCGAGGGCGGCGUGGACGGAAGGAAGCUGGCAGAGACUGAGCCGGAGGUGGACGUGGAGGUGUACCGGCGUGACUCCAAGAAGCUGCCGGGCCUCGGGGACCCUGACAUUGACUGGGAGGAGAGCGUCUGCCUGAAUCUCAUCCUGCAGAAGCUGGACUACAUGGUGACAUGUGCCGUGUGCACGCGCGCCGAUGGGGGGGACAUCCACAUCCAUAAGAAGAAGUCCCAGCAAGUGUUCGCGUCCCCCAGUAAACACCCCAUGGACAGCAAGGGCGAAGAAUCCAAGAUCAGCUACCCCAACAUCUUCUUCAUGAUCGACAGCUUCGAGGAGGUGUUCAGCGACAUGACAGUGGGGGAAGGAGAGAUGGUCUGUGUGGAGCUGGUGGCCAGUGACAAAACCAACAUGUUCCAGGGUGUCAUCUUUCAGGGCUCCAUCCGCUACGAGGCACUCAAGAAGGUGUAUGACAACCGAGUGAGUGUGGCUGCCCGCAUGGCACAGAAGAUGUCAUUCGGCUUUUACAAGUACAGAAACAUGGAGUUUGUGCGCAUGAAGGGGCCCCAGGGCAAGGGCCACGCUGAGAUGGCAGUCAGCCGUGUGUCUACCGGUGACACAUCCCCCUGCGGGACGGAAGAGGACUCCAGCCCGGCCUCACCCAUGCAUGAGCGGGUGACCUCCUUCAGCACGCCCCCCACCCCGGAGCGGAACAACCGGCCCGCCUUCUUCUCCCCGUCCCUCAAGAGGAAGGUGCCCCGGAACCGGAUCGCUGAGAUGAAGAAGUCUCACUCGGCCAACGACAGUGAGGAGUUCUUCCGGGAGGACAACGGAGGGGCGGAUCUGCACAAUGCCACCAACCUGCGGUCUCGGUCCCUGUCUGGCACGGGGCGGUCCCUGGUUGGGUCCUGGCUGAAGCUGAACAGAGCGGAUGGAAAUUUCCUUCUCUAUGCACACUUGACCUACGUCACUUUGCCGCUGCAUCGGAUUUUAACAGAUUCGUUGAUUCCCUCUUGCCCUGGCCUCUACGAAAGCUGACGGGUGUGACAAGGGAUUUCUUUCCUAUGUGUGGAUUGAGGGUCGUUCAUCUUGGAACCGGACUUUAAUAGAACAACUGGAUUGCUCAGUUGGAAACAACCAUGGUUUUUAGUGAACUUUAUCGUUGUUUUGGAUAAACAGCUUUGUUUCAGAAGGCUUUCGUCCAUUCCAGAAGCCAGUGAGUGGAGUCCUUGGACAGGCGCGCACACGCCUUCGAGCGGCACGCUGGGCAGAGCCUGCGUGGCUCUGGGUCUCCCCAGGCGCGUGGCAGCGGGGGCUGGGUUUUCUCAGCCACAAAGUGGGCUCACCACCUCCCGCCCUGGGUGCACAGAGGGUGGAGACACGCGUGUCAAGAGGCUGCCAGAGUUCCUGUCGACAGAGUCCCGGCCGUCCCCCUGCUGAAACGUGCCCCAAGGGCAUCUCCUAGGUUAUCUUUUUAAAAAAAAAAAUUUUUUUUUUUAACGUUUAUUUAUUUUUGAGACAGAGAGAGACAGAGCAUGAACGGGGGAGGGGCAGAGAGAGAGGGAGACACAGAAUCGGAAGCAGGCUCCAGGCUCUGGGCCAUCAGCCCAGAGCCUGACGCGGGGCUCGAACUCACAGACCGCGAGAUCGUGACCUGAGCCGAAGUCGGACGCUUAACCGACUGAGCCACCCAGGCGCCCCUCCUAGGUUAUCUUUAAACAGAAGUCCUAAGGGAGCACGAGGGAGACGGCCCAGGAGUUCCCACGCUUGAGCCUAUCCACCGGAGGAAACCCAGAUGGUCAGCGAUGAAGCGUUCCAGAACGAGUGGUGAUGGUUGCACGUCUCUGCGCCUGUACCAACACCGACUGAAUCCUGCACUUCCAGGCGUGAAUUUCUCAAUAGACACAGAGCAAAAUCCAUCCCCAGGCUCCUGAUUCCGGCAGGUCUCGGGGGAGGGGCCCCAGGGUCUGCAGUUUGAACAAGUUCCCAGGUGUUACCCUUUCGAGAACCCUGUGCUCACCCAGCCGUCCUGAGCGCCUACAGUAGGGCUGCUGCAUUUCGGGGACAGGCUCCCUCCUCAGCACCCUCUUGUGUCGCUCGGAUGGCACCCAUUGGACCUCUGCAGCUUGGGAGUGCUACUUUGACGGGAGGUCGGUCCUCCCAGUACUGACCCAGGUGCUGCCUCCGGUACAGCCUGGUGCGGAGUCAGCCCUGGACCGACGACACAGUAGUAUCCUCCCGACUACUGCAGUUUGAUCCGUGAACACCUCGAGAGCGGUUUGCCAAAUCGCUGAAAAUUUCAAAUUCUAUAACCUCAGUGUAUUUUUCUCUUGAUCAUUUUGGUCCUUAGUCUUAAAAUAUCCUUAGGAGGGUUCAGAUUUCUGACAGACGACCCGGACACAGAUGCCAGCUCCGCUCACUUACGUGGAAGAAACACACUCACCUGCCCAAACCCCUGGCUUUGCAAAACCCACCGCAGGGCCGUCCGGGAGGUCGGCCCGGGCACUGGAGGCAGAGGGCAGCGCGCCCAGCGCAGUGCUUCCCAUGGUGGCCGGUGACCAUCCACCGUCCCCGCCGCAAUGCUCAUUUGUGAAAACACGAAUCCGACACGGCGAACUCCAGCGGCCUGGAAGGGGCCUCACCUGCACGCACCGGGGUCGAUGGGUAGGUCUGUCCUCACCUGCAGAUCUUCCUGCGACCUGGAGGCUUCUGGGCGCUGCCUCCCCACACCUCUCCUCCCUCUGGUCCGCUUGACUUGUGUCGACACCGGGAACAUCACAGGAGCAUAAAAGUGUCAAACACCGUGACUUUGUUUACUUUCCAUUUAUUCACAUUUCAUGGAUAUUACACUUCCUCAAAAACUAAUACAAAUUGAGAUUACAUUGUCUGACAAUUCAAGUAUUUUAGUUUUAGAAAACAAUUUCCUAUGUGACAUAGGAAGCAAACAUCUUAUCCAACUGAUUGCUAACAAGUUUUACGGCUGUUACAACUGCACCUGCGUCGGCAGAGUCCACGGUCCUCAGCUCGAUGGCCUCUGGCCAAGAACGUACCAGUGUGUAGAGCGCGGCCUGGAUGGGCUGCUCCCGGCCACCUGCUGGUACCACAGGACACAUCAGGUCCCACCACAGAUUCUCACUUCCAGAGCGAGCACAAGUACCCGGGGGUUGGGGAGCGAGCCACUUGGUCUGCAAAGCCUUCGAACGCCCGCGCUUGCGUCCCGACCGCUCCGAAGUAAAGAGUAACUGACGAAUGCUCAAAAAGCAAACAACUUGUUUAAACUUUAAAACUAAACCAAAAAAAGGCUCAGCGACAACCUGUUCUGAACUCUGAUGGUAAGGUGAAUUGUUUUUUCUCUACCCCGGAACAGGUAGAUCUUUUUUGGCAUGCAGCUUAUCAAAACUAUAAUGUAGAACUGAAAUUGUACAACAAUGAUCCUUGUCAAGAAAAUCAGUUUAACAAAUGGCCAGACUUGUCCUUCCGUAGAAAACACAAUCUACACACUGCUUUAAAAACGGGACACAUGUUUCCAGCCUGUAAUUCUAAAAAGAAGACAGCACAACGCCCAAGUUUUUGCUUACUGGGGAAUGCUCCAGAGGAGAUGGGACAGGCACCAGUUUGAAAAAAAAAAAGAAAAAAAGAAAAAAAAAGGCCACUGGGACACUCCAUAUGACGCAGCGCGGUUAGGAUCAAAGGUGAUCCUUCGGGCCACGCAGAUGAUACACAUCACAGAUCCUUCAACUAAAUACAAAAAUUUCCAUCUACAUCAGACACUUUAAAGCCAAAUUUCUAGUUAUUUUGUUAAAAAUAAUUCUAACUAAAGCCAAGGGGCGGAACUGAGCUAUUAGUACGGUGGGGGGUGAGCUCUCUGGGGGGCCCCGCCCCCGAGUAACAUAUAAGCACUUAGACUUUACAGUAAAAUCCACACACACUCACGCUCUUUUCUAUUAGCACAUAAUUAAAGUGGAGGCCAAAGUUCCUCACACACAAGGGACACGGAGGAAAUAGCAUGUUGUGAGUGAUGGCGCACAUGUCACAUCUGCCCCUGUAAUGAUCACUUUCACAGUGACAGCUGUAGCAGCAAGUUUGCCAGGAAUGUUAGGAAAAGAGAAAGCCACACAUACCCACUACUUCAAAGAGAUAUGAACUAUUUUUCCAGGGGGGUUGAGAGGUGGCCCAAUUCUGAUGUUUUCGGGCCAUUUCUGGCAAACGUCCCACCGGACAGGCCGAGGCUACUGCCACCGAGGCGCUCCUGAAGGCGCCCGGGGACCACGGGAGCACGUGAGGCCAACGUAGGACACACGGGGCCCCACAUGUCCUCGUCCUUCCAACGGCUGGAUAAACCUCAGGUGAGGGAACAGGACCAAUGACGCGGAAACGGUGUCAGCCACCCGCUUACCACAGAUCGCCGGUAACAGAAACUCACCCACGUACUCUUUCUAAAAGGAAAAUGCAACAGAAGUGACCACGCCCUCCCUGUUCUCCCAGGUGAGAGUCUGACCACGUCCCACAAAGUGUAAGCUCCUCUCUGCGUAUUUGUCCAGAGUCACACACACGCGGGGGCCAAAUUCUCUCAGCAGAACCAGAAAACAAGUACAAGAAUCUCAUGAUAAAUGUGGGCCCAACUACCACACUUCAAGUGUUUAACACAGUUGAUCAUAAAACGGUUUCCCUGCCCCCCUUAUAUCUAAAACUUAUAGCUUCUUUGUUAAAAAAGCAACUGUACUAUCUACAGUUAUCGUGACUGUUCUUUCCUAAGUCAGAAGACAUUCUAUGCGCUGAAGAUCAGAAUAUACAAACGUGAGCCCUCAGGCACGGACCCUGAGCCUUUAAAACAAGGUCAUUAAAUGACUAACGAGGAAUGAAAGUGGACACUUAAACACUAAAAACUGCAUCUAAUUCAUGUGCCCAGAGUUUUCCCAGAAGGCUAGGAUUAGCUACCCAACAGCGGUGGAGAAGUGACGGGAUCUUCUCAUGCACAACCAUGGCUCCCUUCCAAACGGACAUGCCGAGUAUCUUACUCUUAAAAAAGUCAAUGGAAACUUAUCAAAUGCAGAAUAAUGUACUUCCGUCUAAAGUUAAAGGCAACGUUUGCACACACAAUUUCAAUUCCAUGACCUUAUUGCAUGUUUCCUGGUGAACUUACAUGGCUCGUGUGUAGUAAAAGCUCUGAGAUCCUCAGGGUUCAUCACGGUACAAAUGAACGAGGACAGAUUCACUUUCUUUUUUGUACCGUGCUCGAACUUUAAUUUUUUUUCCCCCAGGUUUUGCGGUCUAUGGUCUAUCAACUAUAAGCUACCAAAUUUGUGCUUUUAAACCCUCAUUCCUGACCACCCCCCAUUCUGUCUGUCUGUAGGGGACGCACUGGCAACAGCACCUCAGGAAUGCCACUACAAAACCCCAUCUACAAAACCAAAGAACAAACUCGUUUCCUUUUAAAAUGAAAAAGCAGUUCCUGAAUCAGGUAAAACAGGCCACGGGGCUAAAA
Panthera uncia (snow leopard) is the source of this 5748-nucleotide messenger RNA. RefSeq names its product KIAA0930 ortholog. The record is from RefSeq and is a predicted model, not a curated record. Lineage: Eukaryota; Metazoa; Chordata; Mammalia; Carnivora; Felidae. The transcript is spliced from 10 exons. The coding region runs from base 81 to 1301 and encodes 406 amino acids.